CGUACGUAGUCAUACAGAAUGUAGAGGAAACUACCUGAGGAUGCAUUUAAUUCCAGUGCGAAAGAAAUGUAUUCUAUGUGGACGAUGAGGCACCAAGGCUGAAGGAAUGUGAUUCACCCAAAGCUGUGAAGUGGCUCUGUGACUAACCUGGGAUUUGGAAGAAAAGGUCUUUUAGAUUUAUAUCUUUGCUUUGUCCACUUGGACUACACUGGCCCAUCAGUGGGGCUUAGAUGUGGGUAUGGAAAUGGGGGUGGGAGAAGAGAAAUGAAUCAUAGUCCUUUAUUGUUUCAAUGACAUUCUGUAGUUCUUCUUCUUCAUCAGCAGGUAUCGAGCGGGAUUUCAACAUUCCUCAUCGUAAUCCAUUCCUCCUGCUGGUGGACAGGAGCAUUACAUUAUCAGACCAGGGAUUUGAUUCAUUGAGAAGGUAAUGGCAAGUGAGAAGGGAAGGCUAGAGAGCAAAAACUCAAGUCAGGUAACAGCCUGUGGAGGAAACAACCAAGAUGGAGUCAUUGGAGAGGAAGCUGGAGCCAAGGUGAAAGGAGAGGCUCUGAAAGAGAACCGGCCUCCCCCUAACCUAAUAAGAUUGGCCAACGGGAACGUCCCUUGGGCCUGCCCUGAUGGCACAUUUAUCAAACUGGUCUUGGAGGUUGGUAAAGGUUUGGAUAAGCCAAAGGAAGGUUCCAUAUGCCAGGUUUUCAUUGAGGCUGAUCCAGGAGGCCCGUUGAGUUACCCAUCCCACAGUUGGGCAGAGGUGGAACUGGGUGCAGGUGAUGCUGAAUGGGACGGAGCAGUGGACCGCUGCCUGGAGACCAUGUUCGCUGGGGAACGGGCAGAGCUAAGGUUAACGGGAGGAGGCAGCAUUAUUGUCCAGCUGGCCAGCUUCACACAAACCAAGGACUCCUGGGAGAUGAGCGCCAGCGAGAAGUGGAACUUAGUUAUCCGCAACAAAGAGCACGGCAGUGAGCUGUACCGGGCUGGAGAUAUUGGUGCGGCGGCAAGGCGCUAUGCCAAGGCCUUGCGGCUGCUUGUGGCAGCUGCCCCACCCCCAGACUAUGACCAAAUUAAAGCUGAGCUCCACGCCAACCUAGCUGCCUGUCAGCUGAGGUUGCGCCAGCCAGCCAAUGCUGCUUGCAACUGUACGAAGACACUGGCAUUGCAGCCAGCCAACACCAAGGCGCUGUUUCGACGUGGCUUAGCAUAUGAUGCCAUGAAUGACCUGGAAGGAGCAGCGCAAGAUCUGAAGGGUGUUUUGCGAGUGGAGCCAGGAAACCGAGCGGCCCGGCGGGAGCUGGAUAGGGUGAUGGAGAGGAUAAAGGCACGGGAUGCCAAACUGGCACGAGCCAUGCAGAAAAUGUUUAGCUAA
Messenger RNA from Eublepharis macularius, 1363 nucleotides. RefSeq names its product FKBP prolyl isomerase like (gene FKBPL). NCBI's taxonomy places the organism in Eukaryota, Metazoa, Chordata, Lepidosauria, Squamata, Eublepharidae. The transcript is spliced from 2 exons. The coding region runs from base 428 to 1363 and encodes 311 amino acids. The record is from RefSeq and is a predicted model, not a curated record. Gene Ontology annotation, molecular function: protein binding.